AUGGUUGGGUCCUGUCGUUCCUGUCAAAGCUGUGGUGAAGACCUUGAGAAUCACUGCUCCAAAAUGAUUCCGACAUACAGUGGCAAGUAUAUUGAUGGCACCAUAACAUACGGAGGCUACUCUGACUUAAUGGUUGUAGAUGAACACUUUGUGAUUCGCAUUCCAGAUAACCUACCUCUUGAUGCUACUGCUCCUCUCCUAUGUGCUGGGAUCACUGUGUAUAGCUCUUUGAGAUAUUACGGACUUGACAAGCCUGGCCUACACAUUGCUGUGGUUGGUUUUGGUGAACUAUGUCACAUGGUUAUCAAUUUUGCCAAAACUCUUGGAGUUAAGGUCACAGUAAUUAGUACAUCUCCCAACAAAAAGAAGGAAGCCAUUGAGAAUAUGGGAGCUGACUCAUUUGUUGUGAGCAGUGAACAAGAUGAGAUGAUGGAUGCAACGGGAACCUUUGAUGGAAUCAUUGACACUGUUGUCCAUCCUCUCGUGCCUUUGUUUGGCCUGUUGAAACCUCAUGGUAAAUUAGUCGUGGUUGGUGCACCGGAGAAGCCUUUGGAGGUUCCUGCAUUUUCUUUACUAGUGGGUAAUGCCAUCAAUUACACACUUCCUAAUUUUGAAUUGCGAUCAUGA
Molecule: messenger RNA, 627 nt
Organism: Sphenostylis stenocarpa
Lineage: Eukaryota; Viridiplantae; Streptophyta; Magnoliopsida; Fabales; Fabaceae
Source: the annotation of a GenBank genome assembly